AUGAAACUUGAAGUUUGCAAUUAUAGCGGGUUUAAAAUAUAUCCCGGUCACGGUAAACGUGUUGUUAAAAUCGAUGGCAAAGUACAUAUCUACUUGAAUCGUAAAUGUCAACGAGCAGCAGAUAUGCGACGAAAUCCUCGUCGUGUUACAUGGACUCUUUACUAUCGACGAAAACACAGAAAAGGUGCUGCUGAACAACAAACUAAAACACGUACACGUCGUAAUGUUAAAUUUCAACGUGCUAUCGCCGGCGUUACAUGGAACGAAAUUCUUGCUAAACGCAACCAACAACCUGAAUUUCGAAAGGCUCAACGACAAGAUGCCAUCAAUGCGGCUAAACAAGCCAAGAAAGUUAAAACUCAACAGAAAAAAGUUGCACAAGCAGCUAAUGUUAAAGCUGGUAAACCAGUUAAGAAGCAAGAAAAAAUUCAAAAGAAUGUACCAAAAACUGGCCCAAAAAAGGGUACUCAACGUUAA
Molecule: messenger RNA, 477 nt
Organism: Rotaria socialis
Lineage: Eukaryota; Metazoa; Rotifera; Eurotatoria; Philodinida; Philodinidae
Source: the annotation of a GenBank genome assembly